AAUCUUGAAUUAUCCUAUGAAUUUACUAAUUUAGUCGCUACUCUCAAAUUUGAAAUUCAUUAAUAUAAUAUUUCCUCUUUAACAUUUUCAAUAAAAAAUUCACGAAAUAUUAAAUAAUUCAAAAUGAGAUUAACGGAUGCGCUUUUGUCCAAAUUACCCAGGGGUCAUAUUUUCAAAGGGAAACAUCGUUUAGUCAAACCAGUCACUGGGUUAGAUAUACAUAAUAAACUUAGAGAUCUUCAAAGAGAAGAGCAAAAUAUGUUUUACCUCAGGCACUCAUAUUUGACACAGGAAGAGUCAUAUGGACAUUCAAAAGAACAGGGUCGCUUUGAAAAAUGGAUGAGGAAAUGGAAAGUAUUACAAGCAGAUAAAUUUGCAAAACAUAAGCCAAUGGGAAGUCACUUAAGUCAUCUUAGGUCAACUGAUGGUUGGGAAAGUUAUUAAGAGCUUCAACAACAAAUAAUUAAUUAUUAGAUUGUUUAUAACAUAGUUUUUAUAUUUACUUUAUCGUCUGUGAAUGUAUGAAGAAAAAUACAACUUAAAAUAAAUUAAUGUGAUUAUAAACAUUUAAAUAUA
This is a messenger RNA of Rhopalosiphum maidis (corn leaf aphid), 576 nucleotides long. Its product is annotated as ribosomal protein 63, mitochondrial. Gene Ontology annotation, cellular component: mitochondrial ribosome. The transcript is spliced from 3 exons. The record is from RefSeq and is a predicted model, not a curated record. Lineage: Eukaryota; Metazoa; Arthropoda; Insecta; Hemiptera; Aphididae. Gene Ontology annotation, biological process: mitochondrial translation. Gene Ontology annotation, molecular function: structural constituent of ribosome. The coding region runs from base 124 to 444 and encodes 106 amino acids.